AUGAGCAGCAUAGAUGCAACUCCAUUGAUGGAAUGUUUUCCUGAUGAUCCUUCUUAUCCGUUCUAUUCAUCGUUGGAUAUUAUGUCAACCUUCACAAUUCCACAUGUUAUCCAAGAUACUAAAACCAUAUAUGAUGGCUACGGAAAUGGAUUCGAGGGGUUGCAUGAUUUGGAGUUAGAGAAAGCACCGCCGCUGCCGCCACCACUGCCGCCGCCAUUGGGAUUGUGCCAUGAUGAUUCUAAUCAUCAAACCAGGGAAGAUCUUGUUGAAAACAAGAAUGUGUUUCAAGAGAAAGAAAAUAACAACAAUGUUUCAAAGACACUUACAAAAGAGAUAAUUAGCCAGUAUUUCUACAUGCCAAUAACAAGGGCAGCUAAAGAACUUAACGUUGGCUUAACAUUGCUUAAGAAAAGAUGCAGAGAGCUUGGCAUUCAAAGAUGGCCUCACAGGAAACUCAUGAGCCUCCAAACAUUAAUCAGAAAUGUCCAGGAAAUGGAGAAGGAGGGAGGAGAUAAGAAUGAAGCAAAGUUAAGAGAGGCGAUACAAAUAUUAGAGCAAGAAAAGAAAUUGAUGGAAGAAAUGCCUGACCUACAACUUGAAACUAGAACCAAGAGGCUUAGACAAGCUUGCUUUAAGGCUAAUUACAAGAAAAGAAAGCUAAUCAACAACAUGAAUAAUUACGAUAUUAGCCCUCAAUCGUCUUCUUCGGCUAGCACUUCUAAUGAUAAUGCUAAUUACGAGAUUAGCAAGGGUAAUAAUGAUGAUUAUGGAGAUGAUGAUGAGGAUGUUAUGGAUGUCAUGAACUUUCCUUACUUUUGUUCAUGA
Spinacia oleracea (spinach) is the source of this 825-nucleotide messenger RNA. Its product is annotated as protein RKD1-like. Gene Ontology annotation, molecular function: DNA-binding transcription factor activity. Bases 1 to 825 code for a protein of 274 amino acids. The record is from RefSeq and is a predicted model, not a curated record. The transcript is spliced from 3 exons. Lineage: Eukaryota; Viridiplantae; Streptophyta; Magnoliopsida; Caryophyllales; Amaranthaceae.